UUUGAAAAAAAAAUCAAGAUGUUAUCAUUUUCUCAAGCCGAGAUAUAUGCAAAACAAAGAUGUCUUGCAAACAUUUUUAUUAUGCUGAAAAAUAGCUCUAGUAUUUAGGUAGUUCGUUAUGAGUGUGGAAAAACCAACAGAGCAAGUCAAGAGAGACUUGUUUACACGAACUUUGUAGAGCUUUUCAUGGUGCAUCUUUUAAGAAAAAAAAAUCAAGAUUUUAUCAUUUUCUCAAUUCGGGAUAAAUGCAAAAUACAAAAUGUUGCAAAACUUUUAGAACACCCGGUAUAUAAAUUUAAUAUUAAAUUGAUUAAUCAUAAAAUAUUUAUUUAAAAAAAAAAAAGUUAAAUUUCUAUAGAUUAACAAAUAUAACAUCAUUGGAAGAAGAUUCUAAUCAAGAUGAAUAUAUAAAAUAUAAUAAAAAAAUAAUUAAUUCAUAUCAAAUGGUUUGCAGUUUAAAACAAUCAAUUAGUAUAUUAUGGCUUGAAUUUUUAACUGAUGUUAGAUUUGGUUUUAAUUAUACAACAUUUCGUUCAAUAUUUUCUGAAAUAAUUCCAUCAUUAUUAGUUAUUUUUUUAAAUAUUGGAAUAAUAAUAAAUGUUAUUAAAGCUACAUUAUCAUUUUCAAAAACAAAUAAAAAUUCUUCAAUAAAUAUUCGUCAAAUUCAUAAUAAUAAUUCAUUUAAAACAAAUGAAAAUUUUGAUGGUUUAAUUGUUCAUAAUCGACCACGUACAUCUUGGAUGAAUAUUGUUUUAAUAAUUCAUUCAUGUCUUUUCUUUUUUUCAUCAUUAACAUCAACAAUUGUACAUUGGUCAACAUCUAAUCCAUUAUUAUCACAUUGGACAAGUGUUGUUAUAUUAGCUAAUUGUUCAUUAAAUUUUUAUGUUUAUUGUUUAAGUGGAAAAUCAUUUAGAAAUGAAAUUAAAAAAUUAUUAUAUGAUUAUUUUCAAUUAUAUUGUUUUAUUAAAUUUAUGAAUUUAUUUCGAAAUAAAUCUCAACGUGAACAAGUUCAACAAACAAUUCGAAUGCGUAUUAUACGACAUAGAAAUAAUAAUUUAUCAGCACAAACAAAUACUAAUUUACAAACACCUUCAUUUACUCAAAGAUAA
This is a messenger RNA of Rotaria sp. Silwood2, 1109 nucleotides long. Lineage: Eukaryota; Metazoa; Rotifera; Eurotatoria; Philodinida; Philodinidae. The record is from the annotation of a GenBank genome assembly.